CUCUUGGUGGUUUUAAUUUAGCAUUCCAGAUUUUUUAUUUAUUUUUUUAAUUUCUCCUUGAACAUGCCACUGAAAAGAAACAUAGGGAGUCCACUGAAGAAUGAUGCUUUUUAUCAGGCGUCGCAGACAAAGAGAGCUUGCAAAAACGCAGAUGACCUCCACGCGACAAUUCUUGUUAACCAAGACAACAUGUUUUUCAAAGCCAGGCUUGACGAGGAGGAGGAUUCUGGCAUUAAAUCAGAAGCGGAUGAAAGCAAUGCAAGCAUCUCCUCUGAAGAAGACCUGGGCCAUCUGGAUUAUUCCAAGUCUUUUGCUGCGAAACAAACGCUGCCAAAGAAAAGCAUCAGUCAGAUCAUCAAGGACAAGAAGAAGCAGACUCAACUUACUUUACAAUGGCUUGAGGACAAUUACAUAGUUUGUGAAGGUGUUUGUCUGCCACGGUGCAUCCUCUACGCUCAUUAUUUAGACUUUUGUCGGAAGGAGAAAUUAGAUCCUGCUUGUGCUGCCACUUUCGGGAAGACCAUACGGCAGAAAUUUCCUCUUCUUACAACACGAAGGCUUGGAACCAGAGGCCAUUCAAAGUAUCAUUAUUAUGGUAUUGGAAUCAAGGAGAGCAGUGCAUAUUAUCACUCUGUUUACUCCGGGAAAGGUUUGACACGAUUCUCUGGAAGCAAGCUGAAAAAUGAGGGAGGAUUCACCAGGAAAUACUCGCUUAGUUCAAAGACAGGAACACUUUUACCUGAAUUCCCAAGUGCACAACACUUAGUGCUUCAGGAGUCUGUGUCAAAAGAAAAGGUUGACACGUUGAUUAUGAUGUACAAAACUCACUGUCAGUGCAUUCUGGAUAACGCCAUUAACGUCAACUUCGAGGAGAUUCAGAACUUUCUGCUUCACUUCUGGCAGGGCAUGCCUGAACAUCUCCUUCCACUGCUGGAGAAUCUGGUUAUUGUGGACAUUUUCUGUGUGUGUGACUCCAUACUCUACAAAGUUCUGACGGAUGUUCUCAUUCCCGCUACUAUGCAGGACAUGCCGGAGAGUCUUUUGGCAGAUAUUCGAAAUUUUGCCAAGCACUGGGAACACUGGAUGGUGUCUUCUUUGGAGAAUCUCCCAGAAAUCCUCUCAGAGAAGAAAGUGCCGAUAGCAAGACGAUUUGUGUCGUCUUUAAAGAGACAGACCUCGUUUUUACAUCUCGCACAGAUCGCAAGACCUGCCCUUUUUGAUCAGAUUGUAGUGACAUCUAUGGUGAAUGAUAUCGAUAAAGUGGAUCUGAACAGCAUCGGGUCUCAAGCGCUCCUUUCGGUUACUAAUGACCAAGAUUCAGACUUCUACUCUGAAUAUGACUCCAUUUCGGUGUUUCAAGAGUUGAAAGACCUCCUGAGGAAAAAUGCUACAGUAGAGUCUUUCAUUGAGUGGCUGGACUCAGUGGUGGAGCAGAAAGUAAUCAAGCCCAGCAAGCAAAAUGGUCGAUCGGUAAAGAAGCGAGCUCAAGAUUUCCUUCUGAAGUGGAGUUUUUUUGGCGCUCGUGUGAUGCACAACCUCACACUAAACAACGCGACCAGCUUUGGCUCAUUUCACCUCAUUCGGAUGCUUUUGGAUGAGUAUAUCCUACUGGCCAUUGAAACACAAUUCAACAAUGACAAAGAGCAAGACCUUCAGAAUCUACUGGAAAAAUAUAUGAGGAGUGCAGAUGCUAGUAAGGCCACAUUCACCGCCUCCCCGAGUUCUUGUUUCUUGGCCAAUCGGAAUAAACCUGGUGUGUCGUCCAGUGAUUCGGCUGUGAAAGAUGAAAAUCCUCCAGAAGAUGAUUUUCUGUCACUCGCAGCGGCACAGCAGGGGCUCGGUGCCGGCACUGUCGUCUACCAUAGUGCAGAUCCGGACAACUUUACUAUAUCUGGUCAGCUGGAUUUCUCUCAGAAUAGCGCUCCUCUGAUGACCCCUCCGAUCUCUCCCGCCAUGAUGAACCGCAGCAGUGUGAUUAACCAGGGUCCGAUGGCGGUGCGUCCACAAACCAGCUGCCCCAUCCAGUCCCAGCUGCCCUGCCAAACCUUCCCCGAGCCCCUGUACCAGAACCUCCACAAUCCUCCAUCUGGCUCCUACCCAAACGCCUCGUACUACCAGCCCGUGUUCAGAGCGCAGACACACACUGAAAGUGGACGCUAUGCUGCCUUCUCUGGACAUCACCUGAGCAAAGACUGCUUCAGUAACAGCUGCACUGCUUCUCCAUAUGGAACCAGGGGCUCGUCAGGUGGAUACGCAGCUGCGGGUGAUGCUGGGAUAGAGACUGAAGCCAUUCAGAUGCUGGAGUCCUCCGGGUUUGGCUUUGGAGGAACGGCUGGAGCUGCUGAUGGAUGUUCGGGUCCGGUUUGCACCUCUGGACACAGUGGAUAUUACGGCAGCAGCAGUGGUUAUGUGGAUGCUCCGAGGAUGGGCACAUUUAUCGAUCAGCAUGUGUCGGUUAUCAGCAGCGUGAGCAGCAUUCGCUCCGUUUCAGCGUAUGCUGAAGCACACGACCCUCUAAACAUCCUGGAUGACACCAGCAGGAAGACAAGACCUUACUACACUGAACUAUCCGCAAUGGGCACACACACGGCAGGAUCCAGCAUUGCUCACUCCUGCUCGGUCUCAGCGCCCUGCAUGUAUGGAGCCCCUGCCUCUUAUCAUUCUCAAAACACACUGCUGCCUCUCCAGGGAGCCACAGAGAUAAGAGAAAUGAUGUCGUCGCUUCCCCCCAUCAACACUGUGUUCAUGGGGUCAACCGGUGGACCACCCUGACCAACACUUUAUCUAUAAGUCAACAUCUGCUCUACUCACUGAAGGUCAGGCAUGCUUUAGGCCCUGUUUACACCUGGUGUUAACAAGCAUUUUCAGUGGUUUGAUCACAAGUGGUAAGCUGAGAUGCAUUCAAAUUUCAAGGAGACAUUAAUGCAGUCAUAAACUCAGAGUUUCCUUGAUCGCUUGACAUUUACGAGGUAA
This is a messenger RNA of Danio aesculapii, 2973 nucleotides long. It is a transcript of the gene rfx6, whose product is annotated as regulatory factor X, 6. The record is from RefSeq and is a predicted model, not a curated record. Gene Ontology annotation, biological process: regulation of transcription by RNA polymerase II. Gene Ontology annotation, molecular function: DNA-binding transcription factor activity, RNA polymerase II-specific; RNA polymerase II cis-regulatory region sequence-specific DNA binding. The transcript is spliced from 19 exons. Bases 64 to 2772 code for a protein of 902 amino acids. NCBI's taxonomy places the organism in Eukaryota, Metazoa, Chordata, Actinopteri, Cypriniformes, Danionidae.